This is a messenger RNA of Paramacrobiotus metropolitanus, 2310 nucleotides long. RefSeq names its product solute carrier family 2, facilitated glucose transporter member 3-like. The record is from RefSeq and is a predicted model, not a curated record. NCBI's taxonomy places the organism in Eukaryota, Metazoa, Tardigrada, Eutardigrada, Parachela, Macrobiotidae. Gene Ontology annotation, cellular component: membrane. Gene Ontology annotation, biological process: monosaccharide transmembrane transport. Gene Ontology annotation, molecular function: hexose transmembrane transporter activity.
GCUGCUUCGGCAAACAAUCAGUUCCCGGUAACGUGUGCUGAUUGCCACAGCAUUUUUGAAUAUAUAAUGAUAUAAUGCAAAGUUUCCACUUUCUUCCGACAUUGAAAACGCUUUUAAGCUGAAUAAGCGCGGUCAUAGCGUGCCGAACCUUUACAAGUGGUGCACAUGUUGCUUAAUGCGCAGCAUAAACAAUACCGGCGAAUGAUUCUUGUUGCAACGUAUUUAUGCGCCGACUGUUGACUGGAUGUGUAUAUAAUGAACAAAACCCUUUCCGGGUCAGUAUUGUUGUGACAAGUUGACAAAGUGGCGGUUCUUGGAUGUCUUUAUCUAGCGGCUCAAAGCUGUGGCGACAAGAAUCCGACUCCCUCGUGCAGCGCCACCACAACAUGACGGCCAAUACUAAAUCGCCGGGACUGACGAGCAAUCUGCUGCUGGCCGCCUUCUCCACCACCGUGGGCACCUGGUACUUUCUCGGUGUUGUCAUCACCAACAUCAACGCGCCGCAGGACGUCAUCGUCAAAUGGAUCCGCUCCGUGGAAUGCCAGCGACGGAACUAUACGCAUGCCCUGGACAGUGACCUUUGGUGUCACACCGCGUACUACAACCAGACGCGGCAACUCCUCAAGGAGAACCUGACCCUCAACUCGCUGUGGGCCAUGAUCGGCAGCUCCUUAGUCAUCGCCUGCUUUAUCUCCAUCUGGCUGGCCAACCUCAUGAUCUCCCGGCUGGGCAUGAAAGUGACCUUUUACAUUUGUAAUGCGGUGGUGGCGGUGGGUGUCGUGAUCUGUGGAUGCUGUGUGGCGGCGCAGAGUCACGAGAUGUUCAUCGUCGGGCGGUUUGUGAUUGGGAUUGGACUGGGUGUCUCCUUGCCCGCGUGCAAUAUCUACGUCGCCGAAAUCAGUCCGGUGCGGUUGCGCGGCGCGGUGUGCACGAUCCCGUGCUUUUUGUACGGCGCCGGCAUGUUAACAGCAGCUAUUCUGGGUUUACCGCAGAUACUGGGUGGUGAAGACACUUGGACAGGAUUGUCGUGGUUUUUGUUCGUUCCGAUUAUCUUGCACUUUAUCUCACUGCCAUUUUGCCCGGAAAGUCCGCGGUUUUUGCUGCUACUCAGGAAAGAUAGCCAUAGUGGAGAAAAGGCGCUGCAGUGGUUGCGCAAAAGGUCAGAUGUCGGCGAGGAAAUCCAGUUGAUUGAGAACGAAGGCCACGCCGCGGCGAAACAGCCGAUCGUUUCGGUGAUUGGUCUGUUUCGCGACAGCUUUUUACGGAGGAAUAUCUUCAUCUGUAUGGCGAUUAUGGUUGACCAGCGCUUUACCGGCUACACUGCGGUCUAUACGUACUCCACGGCCAUUUUCUCCAGCGCCGGACUGGCACGUUUGGACGCUAUGUACGGAACGAUCGGGUUGAUGGUGUUGCAGAUUGUAUCUAAUGUGGUAGGCAUGGUGCUGAUGGACAGAAUCGGUCGACGGAAAUUAUUCAUUGCGGGGAAUAUCGGAUGUGCGGUGACGAUGAUCAUGUUAACGGUGUUUUCGUCGCUGGUCAAGAGUGCCCUUUGCCGGCAGUGCCAGUGGGGCGGCUUGGCAUCGGUGUUGGUCUUCAUUAUCCUGUUUGGCAUUGGACCGGCAUCGGUGCGGGUGCUGACCACAGAAAUGUUCGAUAAAUCUUCGAGGUCAUCGGCAAUGAUUGUGGUCAGUGCGUGCUGUCAUGCAGCAGGCGGGACGGUGGCGGCGGUGUUUCCGCUCAUGCUGGCCACGAUGGAUGAAUAUUCGUUCCUGAUGUUUGCAGGAAUUAUGGCCGCCUUUACGGUGUUCUUCUGGUGGGCGAUUGUGGAAACAAAAGGAAAGACUUUCAGCGAAAUUCAGGAAAUUUUGUGGCAGAAAUACAACAAGCACAGUUGACGGGACAAAAAGUGUUAUUAAGCGAUUUAUGCGCGCCUAUAGCACAUCCCCGAAUGUCAGGGCAAGUUUGCUUUAUUAAAUUUGUUAGUUCUGCGUGCUUAAUUCGAGGUUGUACAAAUUAUUUCAUUUGAUACACCGAUGUGUAAUCAUGUAGCGGAUAAAGUUAUUAGCCUUUAUACCAACUUUUCAACAUCUCUGAUAUGCAUAUCUUUAAUUGCCCGUAACUAAAUAAAUUUCAGUUACGUUAUUAGGACCUGGUUGUUCGCACAUUUCGAAAGUAAACCACCCAAGCGAUAUUUCAAAGGAUUAAGAAAAAAAUCGCACAUUUAAGCACAUUAAAUCCUGAAUCGGUCUUGGAAUCUUGAAUUUUAACAGUACUCGUUUAAAUGUGAAGUGUCCUGCUUGGCGUUGUGGU